UUGCUUCAAGUCUGAAUCGAAGUAGGCUAGCUAGAUAUCGCCAAGCGUACUUUCCAUAUUUCUCUAUGUUCAAAUAAAUAUUCUGUACAUAGAUAGUCUUGUAAAUGUAUUAUUUUAAUUUUUUUUAAUAAUCCGAAAAUAAUUUUCAUAGCAAUCAACGACAACUGUUGGAUCGAAAUCUUCGCCUCAUCCAGCGUUUAUAAAUCAAGCAAAUAGCUACUUGCUAGCGAUUUAGCGGCUACGUUAGCUAUCUAAUCGGUUAGGGAGCUAACAAGUGACAAUUCACAAAGGUAAACAAACCAACCGCUAGAAGUUGAAGGGUGGGAUGUGGAUAUCAUUUAUGUAACCUGCCGUGUUUUUUGCAAAAUGGACCAUGGAGGACCUUUGCAACGCGAGGACUGUAAUAUCGUUUAACGAGAUGAGAAAUACAGCGACAUUCCAAUAGCAACGUCGCUACUGAAAAACAAUACCAAUCCUGAAUCCCUCGUCCAUUUACAUGGUGAAAGCCACCCGUAAAGGCCUGGUGUUAGUUUUUAAGAUAGCUAACUGCCCCUAGACCAUCAAAUCCACCUUUGUGCAGUAGACUGCAACAGCCCGUGCCCUGGAAACGUCACCGUUGUCACAGGAUUUGGAUAAUGCUGACACUGAUGCACCUGAGAGAGAACCCUCCUUCUGUCUGACACAACGAGCUGGAUUUAACACGCCCUCCCCUCAGUACCCCCAUCUCCUGCACCUGAACCAUGUGAGGGCCCCUCGCUCUACUUUGAGGGGAUCCCAGGACUGUUGUGUAAAAGCAGCCGCUGAGCGGGGCCAGAGUGAACCUGUGUGUGAGCAAGCAGUCUUCCCCCUAACCCCCCACCCACAUAUUCCCGCCCCCCUUCCCGUUGGGAACGCGCCAUGAUGUUCCGAGACCAGGUGGGCAUCCUGACGGACUGGUUCAAGGGCUGGAACGAGUGUGAGCAGACGGUGGCGCUUCUUUCCUUGCUGAAGAGAGCGUCUCGUACCCAGGCCCGCUUCCUGCACAUCUGCCUGGAGCACUGGCUGGCAGACUGCACUGAGAUCCACAUCCUGGAGGCUGAGGCCAACAAUGCAGACAUUGUGAGCCAGUGGCACCAGGAGCCCAUGGAGAAGGCGGUGUCCCUGCUGCUGUCCCACCUACCCCUGCUGCAGCCCCGCAACAGCGAGGCCAAGUGUGAGUACAUGAAGCUGCUGCAGAAGGUGCUGAGCUAUACCAUCGAGAGCAGCCUGUUUGUGGAGGAGAGCAGACAGCUGCUGUCCUACGCCCUCAUCCACCCGGCCACCACCCUGGACGACCGCACCUCGCUGGCCAUGUGGCUCAACCACCUGGAGGAGCACCUCUCCAGCGGCUACCCAGCACCCUCCUCCCGGCCCCCCUCCGGCCCCUACCACCCCCGCCAGGGUUCAGAUGAGUGGCCGGGCUCCGCGGAGGGCCUGGACCCUGGCCACGGCUGGCUGGACAAGCCCCCCUCCUCCAGCUCCUCCCCUGCAGGGCAGAAUGGACACAUGUCUUUCCAGGGUGGGAUGCUCUCGCCCAUCAACAGCAACAACGCAGGCAUGGGUCAGAUGGGCCAGCCCAGUCCUCUGAAGAGGUCCUUGUCCCUGAUCCCCUCCAGUCCCCAGGUCUGUGGCGCAGAUUGGCUGAGCCAGGACGACCUGGGGGGGCGACAGGCCUUUGACCACGCGCCCCUGUCCCCCCAGAGUAGUGUUGCAUCCUCAGGCAGCGAGCAGACUGAGGACCAGGGCUCCAGAAACACCUUCCAGGAGGACGGCAGUGGCAUGAAAGAUGUGCCCAUGUGGCUGAAGAGCCUUCGUCUUCAUAAGUACGCAGCACUUUUCUCCCAGAUGACUUAUGAGGAGAUGAUGAUUCUGACAGAGCACCACCUGGAGUCACAGGUUUGUCAUCGUUUGUCACAGAAUGUGACCAAAGGUGCGCGGCACAAGAUAGCCCUGAGUGUCCAGAAGCUGCGAGAGAGGCCAAGCGUUCUCAAGUCUUUAGAGAAGGAUAUACUGGAGGGGGGCAACCUGCGUAACGCCCUACAGGAGCUACAGCAGAUUAUCAUCACCCCCAUCAAGGUCUACAGCUACAGCCCUCCCAGUGUUUCCCACAGAGAUAUGGAGCGGACUGGAUCCCCCUCAGAGCACUCCAACCCUGGGGAGGACAAGGACCUGGCCCAGGAGGGCUUCCACAACCCCCCUCCCUGCGACGGGGAGUCCUCAGCCACACCCAUCUCAGACCGCGACAUUGCUGGCCAGUUCACGCGUGUCAUGGGUAAAGUGUGCACUCAACUACUGGUGUCCAGGCCGGAUGAGGAGAAUAUCAGCUGUUACCUGCAGCUCAUUGAGAAAUGUCUGACACAUGAGGCUUUCACAGAGACUCAGAGAAAGAGACUGGUCUCCUGGAAGCAGCAGGUUCUCAAACUGCUCCGCCUGUUCCCAAGAAAAGCCAUGCUGGACAUGCCUGUGUACCGACAGAAAGGCUGGGCAUAUGGUUCCAACUCCCUCCCCACAGCAGGCUCUGUGAGUGCUGGGGGUCUGGCGCGUAGGGGGCAGAGGUCAUUCCAGAUGCCCCCUCGUGGCCUCACUGCCGGGCGCAUGGGUCUCCUGAGUCCAGGUGGCAUCGGGGUUGCCUCCCCACGCCACACCCUCACCAGCCCCACACUGCCAGGCCACGGCAGACAGAACCUGUGGUUUGCCAACCCUGGGGGCAGCAACAGCAUGCCAAGCCAGAGUCGCAGCUCAGUGCAACGGACCCACUCACUCCCUGUCCACACCUCCCCGCAAACCAUGCUCCUGUUCCAGCAGCAAGAAUGCCAAGUUCCAGGUGCAGACCUGGAGAUCAACCCCACCCUGGAGUCACUGUGCCUCAGUAUGACAGAGCAUGCCUUAGGGGAUGGAAUGGACCGAACAUCAACAAUAUGAAAUUAAAAGCAGUGAAAGGAAGAAACCAAACUGACACUUCACUUCAACUGAGGCCUGUUCAGUUCCUCUUGCCCAGCACAAAAAUAUAUGCUUAAAAAAGAAAGCGAAAUGGUCACUACAAAACGACAACUAACAGUGUAUAUGUUCUCUGAUAUUUUUCUACUUUAUUAUACUUAACUGAGUUUAUUAUAAAUGGAAUACAGAUGACUAUUAUAUUACAGGAGGGAGAAGAGGUUACUUGUGCAACUUGCUCAAUGUCUUCUGCAGGACUGUGACAUUAAAAGGAGCAGAUUGAUGCUCUGAGUGUUGAGCUUUGAGAGGAACAUGGAGGAUUGGUGCUGUCUUAAGGGGGUUCUAACUUAAAUGUUUCUCCCCUUUUCCUCCCAGAAAAAAAUCCACGCAGAGCCACGCCUCACACCCCCAGAUACUUUAACUGUAUGGUCAGGGUCUCCCAACCAGGAGUAAGGCACUUGGCCUCCCAAUUGGGCGCUAGAACAGAAAUUAAUCACACGCAUGACCAGCCUGUAGCACGGCUCUGAUCCUUGAACACAACUACAGCUGUCUACACAACCACCCUACCCUGCUACAGCCAGAGCUAGUUAGGCCCUUACAGUAGACACACCCUGGCUCAUUCCCCUCACUUACCCAACAUGGGUAUUACUGGCUCUGACACCUACUCACCUCUACUAGGCCAAAGAGAAGGGCUCUGUGUGAAUACCUAUGUUAGACUGAUGUUUGGAGUGGCCAAUGUGACAUUAGACAUGGUAAUUGUUAAAACAAUGGCGGUUUGAACGUAGCAUGCCAGCUGCAACUUGUCCACAUUGAUAUUUUUGCCCUUCUACAAAAAUGAUGAUGAAUCUCAUUUGCAAGUUAAGGGCAGAGGGAAAACCCCACAGGGUUGAAUAAGGACUGGUAUGGUUUCUUCUGUGGGGGCUGUGAGAACUUGCAUUGGUAAAGAAAAUGAAAAAAAUCCAAGGGGAGCUGUUAGUGCAUGUGUUUUCAAGUAGUUACCUCCCUAUGUUAUACUGGGUGAGGAAGCUUAAUGAAUUCAUCUUCUACCCUGAGGCCCCAAUAUGACUGGUUCUGAAAAAUGCAAAGGAAGCACCGUCUCUGCCACUCAGAAUGAACCAGUACCCACCUCCUCACCCUGCCCUCUCCUCAACAUAGCCUGUGUGGAGAUCUGCGGAAUCAUACUUUUUAAGUAGCCAGAAUAGAUUCCCACCCUGCGCUUUCUUACAGCUGCACUGGGGUUGGACAGCCUUCCUGUU
Messenger RNA from Salvelinus namaycush (lake trout), 4208 nucleotides. RefSeq names its product protein Smaug homolog 2-like. Gene Ontology annotation, cellular component: P-body. The record is from RefSeq and is a predicted model, not a curated record. Gene Ontology annotation, molecular function: mRNA binding; translation repressor activity; protein binding. The coding region runs from base 898 to 2940 and encodes 680 amino acids. Gene Ontology annotation, biological process: nuclear-transcribed mRNA poly(A) tail shortening; negative regulation of translation; regulation of mRNA stability. NCBI's taxonomy places the organism in Eukaryota, Metazoa, Chordata, Actinopteri, Salmoniformes, Salmonidae. The transcript has 13 exons.